GAAAGAGGGAGAGGGAGCAAGCGGAGGGAGGGGAGUGUUGGAAAACGCCAUCCGGGACCCCCUUCCUAGCAAGGACCAGGGCCGGGGCCCCCGAGCUCCCCAGCCCCCGGUCGUUCCGGGGGUGCCGUGGGGAGCGGGGGGCCGGCGGGACCCCUUUGCAUUCCUCCAUCGCUGGGGUCCCGCUCGCGGGGAGUGAAACCCUUCGGUCUCUCCCCCUCCUUCCCUCCCCUCCCUCCUCCCUCCCUCCUUCCUUCCUUCCUUCUCCAGACUCGGCCCGGGGAGGGAGGGGGGCUCUGCCUGCAGUCUGCCUUCACUCCUGCCCGCCCGGGCGACGCUGGGCUCCCGCCUGCCCCCCCCCUCCCCCCGCCCCCCUAGCCGCCCCCCGGCAGCCCCCGGGCCAGGUGAGGCCGCGCCGCUGACCCUUUCAGAUGUAGGCAGGCGAGACCCCGGAUGGAUUUCGGGAGCGUCAUGAACAAGGCUGUGACCCCCUGCUCCCCUGCUGUCAACUAUGAGCUGGAAACCACAAAAUCCCCUAGGAGUGGGCAGUCACAUCACAAAACAUCCAGGAGCAUGAGCCUCACUGCAGCCAUGGAGAGUAGCUGUGAGCUGGACCUGGUGUACAUCACGGAGCGGAUUAUUGCUGUCUCCUACCCCAGUGCAGCUGAAGAGCAGAGCUUCUGCAGCAACCUCCGCGAGGUGGCCCACAUGCUGAAGUCCAAGCACGGGGACAACUAUGUGCUUUUCAACCUCUCUGAGCGGAGAAAUGACAUCAGCAAGCUUCACUCUAAGGUGCUGGACUUUGGGUGGCCUGACCUGCACACCCCGGCGCUGGAGAAGAUCUGCAGCAUUUGCAAAGCCAUGGACACGUGGCUCAAUGCAGCGGCACACAACGUGGUGGUGCUGCACAACAAGGGAAACCGUGGCCGGCUGGGGGUGGUAGUGGCUGCCUACAUGCACUACAGCAACAUCUCGGCCAGUGCCAACCAGGCGCUGGACAGGUUUGCCAUGAAGCGCUUCUACGAGGACAAGGUGGUGCCAGUGGGGCAGCCAUCCCAGAAGAGGUACAUCCAUUACUUCAGCGGACUCCUCUCUGGCAGCAUCAAAAUGAACAACAAGCCUCUCUUCCUGCACCACGUCAUCAUGCAUGGCAUCCCCAACUUCGAGUCCAAAGGCGGUUGUCGGCCCUUCCUGAAAAUAUACCAGGCUAUGCAGCCCGUCUACACUUCGGGGAUCUACAACGUGCAAGGAGACAGCCAGACAGGCAUCUGCAUCACCAUCGAGCCUGGCUUACUACUCAAAGGUGACAUCCUGCUGAAGUGUUACCACAAGAAGUUCCGCAGCCCGACCCGUGACGUGAUCUUCCGCGUGCAGUUCCACACCUGUGCUGUGCAUGACCUUGACGUUGUCUUUGGCAAGGAGGACCUGGACGAGGCCUUCAGAGAUGACCGCUUCCCUGAGUACGGGAAGGUGGAGUUUGUGUUCUCCUAUGGCCCUGAGAAGAUCCAAGGCAUGGAGCACCUGGAGAACGGGCCCAGCGUUUCUGUGGACUACAACACCUCUGACCCGCUCAUCCGGUGGGAUUCCUACGAGAACUUCAACAUCCAGCGUGAGAAUAGCACAGAGGGAGCCUGGGCUGAGCCUCCCCUCCCUGGCAAGCACUUGGAGAAAGAGGUUGGGCACACGCAAGGGCCCCUGGACGGGAGCCUCUACGCUAAAGUGAAGAAGAAAGACUCCCUCCACGGCAGCACUGGUGCCAUCAACUCUGCCCGCCUCCCGCUCCCCGCAGCGCCCAACCACGUUGAGCACACGCUCUCGGUGAGCAGUGACUCGGGCAACUCCACUGCCUCCACCAAGACUGACCGGACCGAUGAGCCGGGGGUGCCCGGGGUGCCCGCUGGGCAGGCAGUGCUGAGCCCUGAGGAGAAGCGGGAGCUGGAUCGUCUCCUUGUCGGCUUCGGCUUGGAGAGCGUGCCCCCCAUGCACAACCACCUGCCUGGCCCCGUACCGCCACGCCUGGCCGCCAUGCCGGGCCGCCACGUGGUGCCAGCUCAGGUGCACGUUAACGGGAAUGCUGCGGCGCUGGUGGCUGAGCGGGAGACGGAUAUAUUGGAUGAUGAUCUGCCCAACCAGGAUGGGCACAGUGUGGGCAGCCUGGGCACGCUCUCGUCCUUGGAUGGCACCACCACCGCAAGCGAGGCUGGCUACCAGGAAGCGCCCCGGGUGGGAAGCCUCUCCUCGCUGCCCAACGGGCCUUCGAGCUGCAACGGGACCGAGAAGCUGCUGAAGGAGGGGCUGUAUGAUGGUGAGCUGCUCUCCAAUGGCGGCUACCCCUACAACAACCAGAACACUCUCACAGGCCACCACGUCCGCGACUCGCUGCCUUCCCUGCGGCCCUCAGCAUCUGCUCAGGACCAUCUGUCUGGCUACCCACAGCGUCCGCCUGGCUCACACGCCCCAGGCUGGCUCCAACCUCAGCCGCUGCCCAGUUCCCAGCCCUACCUGUACGGCUACGACCCCCCUGGCACCUAUCACUCCCGGUCCUUCCCAGCGAUGGACACAGCCAAGUAUGAUGCGAAUCCAGCGCUGCCCCAGGCCCCAGCUCGCAGUACCAGCAGCCGAGAGGCCGUGCAGAGGGGCUUGAAUUCCUGGCAGCAGCAAGGAGGGAGUCGGCCACCUUCACGGCUACAGGAAGGUGGCAUGGAGAGCCACAGCCCCAGUGUCUCCAGUUGCAGCCCCCAGCCCAGCCCGCUACAGCUGGUGCCCCCGCACAGCCACAGCAUGCCGGAGUUUCCCCGGACGCCUUCCCGCCAGGAGAUUGAGCAGUCCAUCGAGGCCCUCGACGUCCUCAUGCUGGACCUGGCGCCUGCCAUCCACAAGGCGCAGAGUGUGCCGGCCGCCUCCCGACAGGACAAGCCGGCAGGAUCCCUGCUCUCCUCCCUCUCGGCCCAGCCCAUUGCCGGUGUCUAUGCCCGGCCGACUCCGCAGGUGGUCCAGCCGAGGUCCUUUGGCACUUCCGUGAGCCCCGUGGUCUCUGAGCCCGCGGGCAAAGCCUAUUCUCCCAGGGAGCCGGACUAUGGGGUGCAUGAGUACCGGGAAACUUACUUGCCCUACAGCUACCAGUCAGCCCCGGUGCCGGAGCCAAGGAGCUACAGCCAUGCCUCAGCCGGAGCGCCGAUGGGCAUCUCCCCCCCCAGCACCUCCUACAGCCCUGCAGGGUCUCAGCAGCUCCUUGUCUCCUCUCCGCCUUCCCCCACCAUCCCAGCACAAACCCAGAUGCCCCCCAAGGGACCAGAGAGCUAUGAAGACCUGUCGAGGUCGGCAGAAGAGCCCUUGAAUCUGGAGGGCCUGGUGGCCCACAGGGUGGCAGGGGUGCAGCCCAGGGAGAAGUCCCCGGAGGAGAGCACUGUCCCUGCCCGUAAACGGAUCCCCAGCGAUAGCCACUAUGAGAAGAGCUCGCCGGAGCCCAGCUCGCCGCGGAGCCCCACAGUCCUCUCGCCUGAGGUGGUCAGCACCAUCGCGGCCAACCCUGGAGGGAGGCCCAAAGAGCCUCACCUCCAUAGCUACAAGGAAGCCUUUGAAGAGAUGGAGGGUGCCUCCCCCACCAGCCCACCCUCCGGCGGCGGUGAGAUUCCUCCCCCCAUCCUGGCCUUCCCCGUCUCACCACAAACCCCUUACUCCAACCCCAUGCGUUCUCCUCCUGGCCUGGCCAAGACCCCACUUUCAGCACUGGGGCUGAAACCCCACAACCCAGCUGAGAUCCUGCUGCAUCCUGUGGGAGAGCCCAGGAGCUAUGUGGAGUCUGUGGCCCGCACGGCCACAACAGGCAGAGGAGGAACCCUGCCCACUGCCCAGCCCGGAGGCCCAGAGGUGCCCACCAGGAAUGGCACAUUCAGCAACUCCUUUACCACUGCCAGCCCCAUCUCCACCAGCAGUCCCAUUCAGAGCGUGGAUGGGGCCUCCCUCCGCAGCUACCCGUCGGAGGGCAGCGCCCACGGCACGGUGACGCCUCCACACGCCUCCUCCGAGCUUGCGUACCGGUCGCCUGUCAACUCGCAGAUGCCCUCUGCUCAUAGCAGCUAUCAAAACUCGUCCCCAUCCUCUUUUGCAAUGGUCCAAGGUGGAGUCCCGGGCUCAGCAUACACCAGCCCUGACUACCCAGAUGGCCGAGCUGCCCUCCAGCCAGACGCUCAAGCGCGGCCACAGCCUCACGUCAGUGUGGGGGCCCAGGUCCUACCGGGGAGCCCCCGCACCCUGCACCGGACAGUGGCUACCAACACACCGACACCACCCAGCCCUGGCUUCGGGCGAAGAGCUGUCAGCCCCAGUAUGAGCAGUGCUCCUGGCAGCCCUGGGCUGGGCAGACAUGCCGUGGCAGUCCACAGCAACCUGGUGGCCCCACCAGGGAGCCCCAGCCUGGCCAGGCAUCAAGCUGCAGCGGCCCUCCCGCCUGGCAGCCCCCUGUAUGGCUACUCCAGCCCAGAGGAGAGGCGCCCGACGGUGUCUCGGCAGAGCAGCUCCUCUGGCUACCAGCCUCCCUCCACGCCGUCCUUCCCGGUCUCGCCGGCUUACUACCCCGGCACCAGCACGCCGCACUCCUCCUCCCCGGACUCGGCUGCCUACUGCCAGGGCAGCCCCACGCCGCAGCCCAUGCUGCCCGAGAAGCGGCGGAUGUCGGCCGGGGACCGCUCCAACAGCCUCCCCAACUACGCCACCGUCAACGGUAAGGCGUCCUCGCCCCUCUCCAGCCCCAGCAGCGGGGCAGCUGUCGCCUUCUCCCACACUCUGCCGGACUUCUCUAAGUUCUCCAUGCCAGACAUCAGCCCUGAGACUCGUGCCAAUGUCAAGUUUGUCCAGGACACUUCCAAGUACUGGUAUAAACCGGACAUCUCCAGGGAGCAGGCCAUUGCACUGCUGAAGGACAGGGAGCCAGGAGCGUUCAUCAUCCGAGACAGCCACUCCUUCCGGGGGGCCUAUGGCCUUGCCAUGAAAGUAGCUUCUCCGCCUCCCACGGUUGUGCAGCAGAACAAGAAAGGAGACAUCACCAACGAGCUGGUGAGGCACUUCCUCAUCGAGACCAGCCCACGGGGUGUGAAACUAAAAGGAUGCCCAAAUGAGCCCCAUUUUGGAUGUCUCUCAGCCCUGGUGUACCAGCACUCCAUCAUGCCCUUGGCCCUGCCCUGCAAGCUGGUCAUUCCUGACCGAGAUCCCAUGGAGGAAAAGAAAGAUGCUGCAUCUCCCACCAACUCGGCCACAGACCUCCUCAAACAGGGUGCAGCCUGCAACGUCCUCUUCAUCAAUUCAGUGGAGAUGGAGUCACUGACAGGCCCACAAGCCAUUGCGAAGGCUGUCACUGAGACACUGGUGGCUGACCCCACGCCCACUGCCACCAUUGUCCACUUCAAAGUCUCUGCACAAGGCAUCACCUUAACUGACAACCAGAGGAAAUUGUUCUUCCGACGUCACUACCCUCUCAACACUGUCACCUUCUGUGACCUAGACCCCCAGGAACGAAAGUGGACUAAAACUGAUGGAAGCGGCCCAGCCAAGCUCUUCGGCUUUGUGGCCAGGAAGCAAGGGAGCACCACAGACAACGUCUGCCACCUCUUUGCGGAGCUGGACCCAGACCAGCCAGCUGCAGCCAUUGUCAACUUUGUCUCCAGGGUCAUGCUUGGAUCUGGCCAGAAAAGAUGAGCUGGCAUUUGCGGGUGAUUCUGGAAUCGUGGAGAAGGACUUGGAGCAGAUCCGAGAAGGAGUGUGAGGAAGUGCAUUGUGGGAGAGGGAAGUGAAUUUUGGGGGGGGGGGGGGGCAGGGGGAGAAGGGUUGGAAUUUUGGAGGAAAACAGCAAACUACAAGCAAACCCUAAUGAAACCCCUAAAAACUCGACACAAGCCAAACACACACAUAGAGGAACCAAAGCCCUGCACCUACGUAAGAGAGCCACAAAGUCAUGCCAGACUGGACUGCACGUUCCAUAGCAGGGAAGGUGACCAAAUGAAGGUGGCAGUGAGAGGUGCAUCCCCAGCUGUCAGCAUCACGGUCCCAGGAGAUGACAUCCACUUGGGACUGACUGCAGGACCAUCGCUGGUGUUUUUCAUCUGUCGGGAUAAGACACAGCUGGCAAAACUCAUGAAGAAGCUCUGUCCUAGCAGCUGCAUCAGCAAAAGUCAGCUGUGUGUUCGAAAGGACCGCAGGAGCUCACCGUGUGGGCUGGGGCUGUGGGACACUGCAGUGGAUGCUCGCAGAAAUCUUCCCUGGUCUGGCUGCAGAGUAGGGUCCUCACUAGCCCUUGCACUUCUCCUGAAACCUGCUGUUCUGUUCUCCUGGCAACUUGCUGGGGUCGUGGAGGGCCUUGUUCUGAACCCUCCCGUCCCCGGAGAGCUCAGCUAUGGGCAGACCUGCAUUGCUGACCCAGAGCCCAGCGCCGGUCACAGGUGAGCAGCUGUGAGUCCACCUGGAGACGGGGCGGGGGGGCAGCCCAUGACAUUUGCCUGUCUCCCCCAGAGGUGCUUCUGCACCCCAGCAUGUGAGGAGGUGUGUGGGAGGCCCUAUUGCCCCAUACCUGGGGAAAGCAGAUGCUCCCUGGCAACCUCCUUGGAGGAUGCAGAAAGCUAUCUCCUCUCCAUCUUCCCAUUUUCUCUCCCAUCACUAAUCCUCUUCGGGUAGUUUUCUCCGGUGCCCUGUCACACACUCUCUUAUACACACACCUGGAAAAAACCCACCCCAAACCCAACAGAAAGGCAAGAAAAGCAUUGUAUUAAUAAUAAUAAUAACUGUACUAAUGAUAAUAAUAGCAGCUGCUGGCACAGGUGGGUCCUGUGUGCAGCGUGGCAGCGCCGUGGCUAUCCUGAUCGCCCUCUUCGGAGUCGCCUAAGCGGUUCUUAAAUUGCAUGGACGUUCGAGUUGCACGAAAGGCAAAUGACUACAAGUAACUCAGGAGCUUUUUUUUCUCCCCUGUUUUGGAGGCCACGUUAAAAAAAAAACAAACCAAAAAACCCAACGUAGUCAGCUAAUUUCAAACAGAUGAUUAGAAAGGAGAGGACCUGCAGUUGCUGGGUAGGUCUGGCACGGUGGGCAGGUAGCAAGUCCUCUGAGAGCCGCCCUCUGCUAGGCAGAUGCUCAAAACUGGCUGCCUGGGGGCUUGUGCCCUCAAGAUGUGCUGUAGUUUUAAAGUGGCUUUGGUGCUGACAGCUUUGGAGGGCCAGCUGAGGGGGGCGAGAGAGGCAAAGUGCCCCCAUGCUGCUGCAGGGGCGAAUCGUGUUUGGAGAGGCAGCAGGCAAGAGGUACCAGCCUCACCGUGCCAGGGAGGGGGCAGAGAGUCACACGUGUAGGUUUGGGGCAGGGAGAGUGGUCUGGCCCGAGUGGUGACUGUCCGUUGCUCAGCUCUCUGCUGCAAAUACUCCUCCUGCCUUGAGCUUUCUGGGAGAAGUUUUCAGUGCACAGUGGCCCAGAUAGGUAUUUGAGGCAAGAAUUAGAGAGACAGCACUGCAGCUGCCAGCGCUGGAGAGCUUGUCUUCCUUGGGCUGCCCUGGGCCUUGAUAGCUACCGUAUAUAUGCAGACUAUACUGAUGAAAUACUGCAAGAUGAUGAAGUUUUAAGGAGGAAAAAACAAGUUAAAUUUGCCCUCUGAAAGUAUUUAUUUUUGCCAUAUUGCUUGGUGUGCAUCAUGACUCCCCCGUUAUAUUUUGCCCCCCUUUCCUCUGCCCCGGGGAAAUAACCUGCACGUUAAAAUCUAGAAUGAGGGAAAAUGCUGAUGGGGGUAGUGGUGUGGGGACCCCCCCCCCCCCCCCCGCCCAGUGUCGGGGCAGUGUGCAUGUGAGCAGUGUGCAUGUGCCUGUGCCUGCGUGUGCGUGUGUGUGUGUGUGCGUGGGGGAGCGAGCGGCGUGGGCGGCCGGAGCGGGAUGGCACAGCUGGAUGUACUGGAGCGAGCGCGUAAGGAUGCGUAGCGAGGAGUCGAUAGAGAGACGGAGGCAGGAUAGGGGACGGGCCGGGGAGGGGGUUGAACUUUUCCACCUCCCCGGUUCCCCAGCUGCAUGGCUGUGGAGACCUUUUCAUUGUUGACGUUUUUCCAAGUGAUUUCCCUCCUUCUGCGGAACCGGAGCGAGCUGAGCGCUGGUCUCACCCGCAGUCGCCUCACCUUGCCCGUCACCGGUUAGAGCAAACACUGUGUUUAUAGAUGAUAUAAAGAUAUAUUUUUUGAAAGCCUCUAUUUUUCAAACUUGGUUUUCUCACUGCUAAGAAAAGAGAUGAUGAUGAUGAUAAUAAUGUAAUUUUAUUUUAAUCUGCUGCCUCAGAAACUGGUGCUUGAACCUCCCUAUCCUCUGGGUUAUUUUUUUUCCCCUCCCCGCACAAACGAAGCAGCUCUAAGCACCCCCAGAGACGCUGGGUAGAGGCUGACCCCAGCAGACACCUGCCGAUAGCAUCACGCCUGAGCCACUCACGGCUUCCCCACUAACCUACUAGCUGAAGAUUUAGACCGUAUCGAAAUCUCAAACACUAACCCGACGUUUAUGGAAGUAUUUUUAACACACAGCUAACGACUUUGCGAUGGUGUAGCCUGGUGUUUGUCAGCUCCCUCUAAAGGCACUUUUCCCCCUCCCCCUUUUGUCUCCCUUUCAAAGUGUCAUUUUAAGGAGUAACUACCUUUCGGGUCCCCAGGAGAGACAGCUGGCUGGCGUUCGGAGUCACCCAGGUCUCGGGCUUGGUGGGGACCUAGCGUGGAUUUUUUUUCCUUAUGAAAGUGAUGGAAAAGACUUUAUUUCCUCUCCCCCGCCCCCCUUCCCUUUUUUUCCUUUCCUUGGUUUUUAAAUGCAGUCAUGGUAUUUGAGAUCUGAGCUUGGCCUGAGUUAAGCCCAGCAUAUGUUUUGUUGUAAUCACACUGCCGUUGUCAGCAGCUGGAUGGUAUCUCUCGCUCUCUCUCUCUCUCACACACACACAAACACAUCCCUCCUUCCUGCACAAAGAAUUGCAUAUAUUCUUGCCAAAGAUAUCCUUAAGAACGCACUUUCCCCCCACAUAUAUACAUAUAUAUAUAUAUAUAUAAAUGUUGUGUGUAUGUGUGUGUGUAAAUUUAUUGUUUGUGCCCUUUUUGGGUCAGUUUGUUUUUCACAGAAUCCCUUUCUCCUCCCUGCCCCUGUCCUCCCCUUGCUGUCGAUGUCGUUGAUUGGACAGGGUGAUAGGUUGGACUGGAUGCAUCUUGGAGAUCUCUUCCAACCUGGUUUGAUUAUAGAAUCAUAGAAUCACACAGUCAGGGUUGGAAGGGGCCACAAGGAUCAGCCAGUCCUAACCUCCCUGCCAUGAGCAGGGACACCCUACCCUAGAGCAGGCUGCCCAGAGCCCCAUCCAGCCUGGCCUUAAACACCUCCAGGGAUGGGGCCUCAACCACCUCCCUGGGCAACCCACUCCAGGCUCUCACUACUCUCAUGGUGAAGAACUUCCCCUUCACGUCCAGUCAGAACCUACCCACCUGCAGCUUUGCUCCAUUCUGUGAUUCUGUGUUGCUGUCUGUUGGGAAAUGUUCCCCGAGGGGUUGUUGAUUCCCUGCUGCUGCAGUGCGUGCCAGUGGAGAUGGGGAGGCUCAUGGCUUUAAGCAGGUAAACUGAGCAAAGUUUGGGGUUGCUCUGGACGCCAACGUUUGCUGGCUGCCCCCUGGUCAAACCACACAUGGAAAACAAACCAGGUAGGGAGGAAAACCCAACUCAGCCUCGGGGCAUCGAUUUUUCCAGUGUGUUCAACCGCCUGUACCGAAGCGCGGAGUCAAUCCCCACCCAGCAGGUUGGGCGGGUAAAGGAACCAGUUGGCCCCAAAAACCCCAGACAGCAGCAGCAACAAAAGGCAACCCUUCCCGUUGGAGCAGGCAGGAGGAUCAGACAGCAAAGGAGCCCGCAGGGGCUUGUUUCAUUCCGUUCGUUUGUUUUGCAAAUUGCGAGGUUGGUUUGGGGUUAACUCUUUUAAAAAAAAAAAAAAAAGUUUGUGUUUUUUUUUUUUCUUUUCCUUAAAAAGGAGGAAAAAAAAAAGAAGAAGAAAAGGAAGCAACCCACCUGUGUUACGUGUGGGGUUUGUUGUCGUCGUUGUUGUCUUUGUUACUUCGGGAAUGUUGUUAGGGAUUUAUUUGCUAAUCAGUGUUAAUGAACGGUUUCGAACUUUUAGCCUUGCCCAUUUCUGUGUAUUUAUAUAGACAAAAGCCCUCAAACAACAAACCCCAACCCCCCCACACCCCCACCCCUGUUCUAUUUUGUAUCUUGUUUUGUUUGGCCCAUAAUGUGGUGGAGCCUGUAAGGAUGACUUGGGUUUGCACCGCGUCCGUGUGUGAAUGUGACUCCGCUGUUGUCUUCUCGUUGUACAGAUGUUGGAUUCUUCGCGGUUCAUUGUAUGGCUUUAUAAAGUGGUUAAAAAAAACCCAAACCCAACAACCCUGAAAACAAAACAAAGCUCAGUUAUAUGAAAUAUAUUGUUGCUUGGAAUGCCAGCUUGGUGUCUGGAUCGCUGGACAUGUAUCUUGACAUGUAAGGGAGCGCAGGAAUAAAUGCUCUGUUCUUUUUGCACAGGGGAAAAAAGAGAA
Messenger RNA from Pogoniulus pusillus (Red-fronted tinkerbird), 10558 nucleotides. It is a transcript of the gene TNS1, whose product is annotated as tensin 1. Lineage: Eukaryota; Metazoa; Chordata; Aves; Piciformes; Lybiidae. The coding region runs from base 451 to 5691 and encodes 1746 amino acids. Gene Ontology annotation, cellular component: focal adhesion. The transcript has 29 exons. Gene Ontology annotation, molecular function: protein binding. The record is from RefSeq and is a predicted model, not a curated record. Gene Ontology annotation, biological process: fibroblast migration.